AUGACCGAGAGCAAUUCCAACCUACAACUCGCCAUACACUCCCUACACGAUCACAACCUCAAAGCCCUACUCAAACUCGCCCAUCGGUCCGCCCACUAUCUACUAGACUGCUCCAAGAUCCUCAAGAUUCGGCCGCAUCUUACAUGUCCGGAAGCCGAACCACACCUAGAUAUCCAAUAUUAUCAAGAGCACACAGCACACACAGCGUACGCUCGCGCCGGCAGCACUCAAGAGCACCAAGCGGAGGGGCCGGACUCAGCCCUGAAUGGCAUCGGGCUUCAGGAGCAGUUGGACCUUCAUCAACGAGUCUGGUACGAUCAGUUCACAUCGACCGACUGGGUUCAUGACAGUAUUCAAGAUGGACAUCGAGUCCUCGCUCUCCGGCGUAAGGGCGGUGUUCGCGGAAACCUCGCACUGAUUGCCGAUGCAGCCCAAGGCUGGAUUCUUGUCAUGCUGAUCGGCGUCCUCACGGCCUUUGCUGCAUACUUCGUUGAUGUUACCGAGACUGCCAUCUUCGAUCUCAAGCGCGGUGUCUGCAAAUCAAGCUGGCACUUUGGGAGAGUGGCUUGCUGCCAGGGAGCUCACCACUGUGAUGACUGGCAGACGUGGUCACAGAUCAUUCAGCCGUCAGGUGUCAAAGCUGUCUGGGUCGAUUUUAUAUUCUUCAACAUCGGCUGUAUCACGUUGGCGGGCAUCUCCUGCUUCCUUACACUCUACUCGCGGACGGUCGUCCCAUCACACAUUGCCACUACUUUCGACGAGAACCUCGCAGCGGCAAAGACCAACCUUCAGAAUGAAGAGUCAAAAAAUCCUCAACCGCUCACGAACUUGGAGGCAAUCCCCGCAAGCAUCUACUAUUCCGCUGCCGGCAGUGGAGUGGCCGAAGUGAAAGUCAUUCUAAGUGGCUUUGUGCUUCACGGCUAUCUUGGUCUUCGAACACUUGCAAUAAAGCUCGUCGCCCUAAUCUUCUCGGUCGCCAGCGGCAUGAGUCUAGGCAAAGAAGGACCCUACGUCCAUAUCGCUACAUGCAUUGGUAACGUGGCUUGCAGGCUUUUCUCCAAGUACAGUCUCAACGACGGUAAGCGGAGAGAGGUCUUGUCAGCCAGUGCAGCCAGUGGCGUCGCUGUUGCAUUUGGAUCGCCUCUGGGUGGUGUGCUGUUCUCGCUGGAAGAGGUCAGCUACUACUUUCCACCCAAGACCCUGUUUCGCACAUUCUUUUGCUGCAUUGCCGCGGCACUCUCACUGAAAUUCCUCAAUCCGUACGGCACAGGCAAAAUUGUGCUGUUCGAGGUACCCUACGUCAGUGACUGGAGAUUCUUCGAGCUGUUUUGUUUCGCAUUCCUUGGAUUUGCAGGUGGCCUCAUUGGAGCAUUAUUCAUCAAAGCAUCUCGAUUUUGGGCGAAGACGUUCCGCCGCAUACGCAUCAUCAAGGAGUACCCCAUGCUUGAAGUGCUGUUGAAGGAGGGUAUCACAGCUGUUAUCGGCUACCUCACGAUUGCGUUCGUCAUCAAGGCCUUUCUCACGGUCAUUACUUUCGGUAUCAAAGUCCCUGCCGGCAUCUAUGUCCCGUCCAUGGUCGUCGGUGGCCUCAUGGGCCGGAUCUUCGGGCAUUGUGUUCAGUAUGUUGUCGUCCACCAUCCUGGCUUCUUUCUUUGGACGGAAUGCCCGGUCAACAGCGGCAUGGAAUCAUGCGUCACGCCCGGGGUAUAUGCACUGGUUGCAGCGGGUGCAACCAUGUGUGGGGUUACACGACUGUCUGUCACUUUAGCAGUCAUUCUCUUCGAGUUGACCGGCAGCCUCGACCAUGUCUUGCCAUUCUCGCUUGCGGUUCUGUUCGCCAAAUGGACGGCUGAUGCAGUCGAGCCACUUAGCAUCUACGAUCUUCUCACCGACAUGAAUUCUUACCCCUUCCUCGACAACAAGGUCUCGCCGGUCUUCGAUACCAAGCUAGGCGACAUCACACCACGGUCUACUUUCGACCGCUACAUCGAUAUCAGCAUUUCUCCCAUUGUCAAGGCAACUGAGCUGCGAUCGAAGCUUAAUCGCCUCCAGAAUGCUGGCGAGCUCGAUGGCGGCAUACCACUGAUUCGGAACAAGUACCUGGUUGGUCUCAUGCCAGGUCCAGACCUCGAAUUUGCCCUCGAUCGUAUCGAGGACGAGACUACUGCCAUGUGUCGCAUGACUGCUAUUGACGACCCACACGCCAGGUCUAUCUGGGAUGGACUGGAACGCAUAUCGGACGAUGACGAGGAUGAAGAUCAAGACGAGCAAUCGCCACUCUGGAGCUCGCAAGCAAUUGAUAUGACGCCAUAUAUCGAUCCAGCUCCGGUGUGUCUUGACAUCAAGAGCCCGAUGGAUCUCGUCUACCAAUGCUUCGUCAAACUUGGACUGCGAUACAUCUGUGUCUUGGACGAGGGCGAAUAUCGCGGUAUGGUACACAAGAAGGUCUUUGUCAGAUACGUCAAGACUGAAGAGGAGAGACAUGCCAAAGGCAGAGGAACGUGGUAG
Molecule: messenger RNA, 2508 nt
Organism: Cyphellophora attinorum
Lineage: Eukaryota; Fungi; Ascomycota; Eurotiomycetes; Chaetothyriales; Cyphellophoraceae
Product: H(+)/Cl(-) exchange transporter 3
Exons: 4
Coding region: 1-2508 (835 amino acids)
Biological process (GO): transmembrane transport; chloride transport
Cellular component (GO): Golgi apparatus; early endosome; membrane
Molecular function (GO): voltage-gated chloride channel activity
Source: RefSeq, a predicted model, not a curated record